AUGUGGAGAGGAGGCUAUACAACAUGGGUACCAAAAGCCAUCCCUACACCCGGACCGUUGCCGGACCCUUUCCGCGUGUUGUUUGAUGCACACAUUGUCAUCGGUUUCGCAUACGCACCUUUACGACGUACUGUCCAGAAGAAGCAGAACCGUUAUCACAACAUGAUUACUGAACCCAUUCCUACUCCUACAUUACCAGUUCGGCAGUUUCAAGUCGAGAAAUUGUCGAAUUUGUCAAGACAACAGAGCUUCUUCUCCACAACCGUAUCUCGUGCCCGAGAAGGACGACGUGUUGUCAACAGCAAUUUCGCCAUGGUAUCCCCAUUUCGACUGCUGUUAUGA
Molecule: messenger RNA, 342 nt
Organism: Alternaria burnsii
Lineage: Eukaryota; Fungi; Ascomycota; Dothideomycetes; Pleosporales; Pleosporaceae
Exons: 1
Coding region: 1-342 (113 amino acids)
Source: RefSeq, a predicted model, not a curated record